Molecule: messenger RNA, 6431 nt
Organism: Ceutorhynchus assimilis (cabbage seed weevil)
Lineage: Eukaryota; Metazoa; Arthropoda; Insecta; Coleoptera; Curculionidae
Source: the annotation of a GenBank genome assembly
AUGAAGAAUAUUGGAAAUCAACCUAUAAUAACUGAUUUAGUUGAAAAUACAGUCUCACACAUUUCAAAGUUUUCCUGGAAAACUAGUGAAGGGAAAAUUUUGGAACUUUUUGCAUGUAAAGAGGAAAGUGAGAAGCUCAUUUUCCUAAAAUUUCAAAUUUUUCCAGUGGAAAACAGCAACAUGAAAAAUCUCGGAAAUCAACCUACAAAAACUGAAUUAGUUGAAAAUACAGUCUCACACAUUUCAAAGUUUUCCUGGAAAACUAGUGAAGGGAAAAUUUUGACACUUUUUGCAUGUAAAGGGGAAAGUGAGAAGCUUAUUUUCUCAAAAUUUCAAAUUUCUCCAGUGAAAAAUAACAACAUGAAGAAUAUUGGAAAUCAAGCUACAAUAACUAAUUUAGUUGAAAAUACAGUCUCACACAUUUCAAAGUUUUCCUGGAAAACUAGUGAAGGGAAAAUUUUGGAACUUUUUGCAUGUAAAGAGGAAAGUGAGAAGCUCAUUUUCCUAAAAUUUCAAAUUUUUCCAGUGGAAAACAGCAACAUGAAAAAUCUCGGAAAUCAACCUACAAAAACUGAAUUAGUUGAAAAUACAGUCUCACACAUUUCAAAGUUUUCCUGGAAAACUAGUGAAGGGAAAAUUUUGACACUUUUUGCAUGUAAAGGGGAAGGUGAGAAGCUUAUUUUCCCAAAAUUUCAAAUUUCUCCAGUGAAAAAUAACAACAUGAAGAAUAUUGGAAAUCAACCUACAAUAACUAAUUUAGUUGAAAAUACAGUCUCACACAUUUCAAAGUUUUCCUGGAAAACUAGUGAAGGGAAAAUUUUGGAACUUUUUGCAUGUAAAGAGGAAAGUGAGAAGCUCAUUUUCCUAAAAUUUCAAAUUUUUCCAGUGGAAAACAGCAACAUGAAAAAUCUCGGAAAUCAACCUACAAAAACUGAAUUAGUUGAAAAUACAGUCUCACACAUUUCAAAGUUUUCCUGGAAAACUAGUGAAGGGAAAAUUUUGACACUUUUUGCAUGUAAAGGGGAAGGUGAGGAGCUUAUUUUCCCAAAAUUUCAAAUUUCUCCAGUGAAAAAUAACAACAUGAAGAAUAUUGGAAAUCAAGCUACAAUAACUAAUUUAGUUGAAAAUACAGUCUCACACAUUUCAAAGUUUUCCUGGAAAACUAGUGAAGGGAAAAUUUUGGAACUUUUUGCAUGUAAAGAGGAAAGUGAGAAGCUCAUUUUCCUAAAAUUUCAAAUUUUUCCAGUGGAAAACAGCAACAUGAAAAAUCUCGGAAAUCAACCUACAAAAACUGAAUUAGUUGAAAAUACAGUCUCACACAUUUCAAAGUUUUCCUGGAAAACUAGUGAAGGGAAAAUUUUGACACUUUUUGCAUGUAAAGGGGAAGGUGAGAAGCUUAUUUUCCCAAAAUUUCAAAUUUCUCCAGUGAAAAAUAACAACAUGAAGAAUAUUGGAAAUCAGGCUACAAUAACUAAUUUAGUUGAAAAUACAGUCUCACACAUUUCAAAGUUUUCCUGGAAAACUAGUGAAGGGAAAAUUUUGGAACUUUUUGCAUGUAAAGAGGAAAGUGAGAAGCUCAUUUUCCUAAAAUUUCAAAUUUUUCCAGUGGAAAACAGCAACAUGAAAAAUCUCGGAAAUCAACCUACAAAAACUGAAUUAGUUGAAAAUACAGUCUCACACAUUUCAAAGUUUUCCUGGAAAACUAGUGAAGGGAAAAUUUUGACACUUUUUGCAUGUAAAGGGGAAGGUGAGAAGCUUAUUUUCCCAAAAUUUCAAAUUUCUCCAGUGAAAAAUAACAACAUGAAGAAUAUUGGAAAUCAGGCUACAAUAACUAAUUUAGUUGAAAAUACAGUCUCACACAUUUCAAAGUUUUCCUGGAAAACUAGUGAAGGGAAAAUUUUGGAACUUUUUGCAUGUAAAGAGGAAAGUGAGAAGCUCAUUUUCCUAAAAUUUCAAAUUUUUCCAGUGGAAAACAGCAACAUGAAAAAUCUCGGAAAUCAACCUACAAAAACUGAAUUAGUUGAAAAUACAGUCUCACACAUUUCAAAGUUUUCCUGGAAAACUAGUGAAGGGAAAAUUUUGACACUUUUUGCAUGUAAAGGGGAAGGUGAGGAGCUUAUUUUCCCAAAAUUUCAAAUUUCUCCAGUGAAAAAUAACAACAUGAAGAAUAUUGGAAAUCAAGCUACAAUAACUAAUUUAGUUGAAAAUACAGUCUCACACAUUUCAAAGUUUUCCUGGAAAACUAGUGAAGGGAAAAUUUUGGAACUUUUUGCAUGUAAAGAGGAAAGUGAGAAGCUCAUUUUCCUAAAAUUUCAAAUUUUUCCAGUGGAAAACAGCAACAUGAAAAAUCUCGGAAAUCAACCUACAAAAACUGAAUUAGUUGAAAAUACAGUCUCACACAUUUCAAAGUUUUCCUGGAAAACUAGUGAAGGGAAAAUUUUGACACUUUUUGCAUGUAAAGGGGAAGGUGAGGAGCUUAUUUUCCCAAAAUUUCAAAUUUCUCCAGUGAAAAAUAACAACAUGAAGAAUAUUGGAAAUCAAGCUACAAUAACUAAUUUAGUUGAAAAUACAGUCUCACACAUUUCAAAGUUUUCCUGGAAAACUAGUGAAGGGAAAAUUUUGGAACUUUUUGCAUGUAAAGAGGAAAGUGAGAAGCUCAUUUUCCUAAAAUUUCAAAUUUUUCCAGUGGAAAAUAGCAACAUGAAAAAUCUCGGAAAUCAACCUACAAAAACUGAAUUAGUUGAAAAUACAGUCUCACACAUUUCAAAGUUUUCCUGGAAAACUAGUGAAGGGAAAAUUUUGACACUUUUUGCAUGUAAAGGGGAAGGUGAGGAGCUUAUUUUCCCAAAAUUUCAAAUUUCUCCAGUGAAAAAUAACAACAUGAAGAAUAUUGGAAAUCAAGCUACAAUAACUAAUUUAGUUGAAAAUACAGUCUCACACAUUUCAAAGUUUUCCUGGAAAACUAGUGAAGGGAAAAUUUUGGAACUUUUUGCAUGUAAAGAGGAAAGUGAGAAGCUCAUUUUCCUAAAAUUUCAAAUUUUUCCAGUGGAAAACAGCAACAUGAAAAAUCUCGGAAAUCAACCUACAAAAACUGAAUUAGUUGAAAAUACAGUCUCACACAUUUCAAAGUUUUCCUGGAAAACUAGUGAAGGGAAAAUUUUGACACUUUUUGCAUGUAAAGGGGAAGGUGAGGAGCUUAUUUUCCCAAAAUUUCAAAUUUCUCCAGUGAAAAAUAACAACAUGAAGAAUAUUGGAAAUCAAGCUACAAUAACUAAUUUAGUUGAAAAUACAGUCUCACACAUUUCAAAGUUUUCCUGGAAAACUAGUGAAGGGAAAAUUUUGGAACUUUUUGCAUGUAAAGAGGAAAGUGAGAAGCUCAUUUUCCUAAAAUUUCAAAUUUUUCCAGUGGAAAACAGCAACAUGAAAAAUCUCGGAAAUCAACCUACAAAAACUGAAUUAGUUGAAAAUACAGUCUCACACAUUUCAAAGUUUUCCUGGAAAACUAGUGAAGGGAAAAUUUUGACACUUUUUGCAUCUAAAGGAGAAGGUGAGAAGCUUAUUUUCCCAAAAUUUCAAAUUUCUCCAGUGAAAAAUAACAACAUGAAGAAUAUUGGAAAUCAAGCUACAAUAACUAAUUUAGUUGAAAAUACAGUCUCACACAUUUCAAAGUUUUCCUGGAAAACUAGUGAAGGGAAAAUUUUGGAACUUUUUGCAUGUAAAGAGGAAAAAAAGAAAAGCAGCAGCGAUGACGGCCACGCACGAUAUCGGCCGGACCGCCUUAGGUUGCCGCUAAGCGCCCCAGGGCCGGGGAUGGAUGGGAAUGACUUCCCUUCAGCCCCUCAGCGCGGCCCCAUUAGCGGGCCAGUGCCGAUAAACAUUCCCCUGAUCGCCCUGCGUCCAUCGUCGCCGCCGCCCCUGACUUCCGUAUCGUUGACGGUGCCCAGGCCCGAGGCGGAACGACGCGACAAUGAGUACGUCGAGACGCCGCUCAGGGGUCCCCUUACCGCCGCAUCGUCUCCGGCGCCGGUCCACCGGCUACCGGCGCCGGCUCCCCCUCAGGGGCCAAUCAGCAAACAGCCGAUAUCGUUUAGUAAAACGUCGUCGCAAGCGGUACCGGCUGCGUGCGCAAACUCGCGACCAUCCAUCAUGUGUACGGUUUGCGGUAGGUGCAAGUGUGCGACGUGUCGAGCUCCUAAACCCUUGCCGCAAUAUUGGUCGUGUAACGGAGCGUGUCUGCUUUCGGCGGACACUAUUGUGGACUAUGCGUCGUGCUUGUGUUGCGUCAAAGGACUGUUUUACCAUUGUUCCGAAGCGGAUGAUGUCGAGAACACGGCGGCGGACGAUCCGUGCAGUUGCGGACCGGACCGCAGGUUCGCCCGCUGGAGUUGUUUGGCCGGAAUCGCGUGCGUUCUACCUUGUCUGUGGCUCUAUUGGCCGUUGCGCGGUGCAAAAAGGGCAGUCGAGUUGUGCUACGAGCGACACUCGAGAUCGGGGUGUCGGUGUCGUCCGCCCAAACAGCCGCCCAGACCGCCGCCCGACAAACGACUGCUGGGCAACGACUCGCUACAAGACUUUUAAUUUAUUAAAUCUACGUAUAUUAGUGUACAUAGAACUGCCGCCGCAUCCUGUUGCGGUCUCCAGUAUUAUCUAGUCCAGCGUCCGAAGCAAAGCGACGCAACAGAGUGUCUCCAGAGUGUGCCUGAAAUAACUCUUGUGUACAUCUUUUUUCCAUUACAAAUUUUCUACAAUUUUUUAUUUAUUUAUUCUUUACUAUUUUAAAUUAUUAUUGUCGAAACGGAAAUUAUUGUUAUUAUAGCUGCGUAUACACUGUUACAACAAAAUUAACAAAUCCUCAAUUAAAAUUGUACAUUGAUACAAAGUUUCUAGAAUCCCAUUUGGCCGGGUAAAUCUGGGAGGUGCGGGUGGAACAAAUUAGUGACAAGCUGAACUUAUCGGGAAUUUCUAGAUAAUAGUCUCCUAUUUGAGCCUUCAAAAGUCUCAGUGGAGGAAAGUUGAGAAAAAUCGUCACCAUCUUGGAUUUUUUUAAAUAUCUGCGUUUGGGUUGGAUUUUUCGAAAAAACUGAAGAGACAGUUUUUGUAGAGAAUAAAAUUAUGAACAUUUUAUCUCAUAACAGUUUUUCUUUAAAGUUGACCAUAAAGAAGAUAUUACCAUUUUACAGUAUCGAUUUGACAUAUAUUUCAAUUUUUUAUAUAUAUUUUUUGCGCUAAUACGAACUAUAACUGUGUAUUAUCAGGUAUUCGGUUAAUAUUAUGCAUUUUGUGUAUGUAUACAAAAAUUAAAAUAUGUCAAAUCGAUACUGUAAAAUAGUCAUAUCUUCUCUAUCGUCAUUUUUAGAGAAAAACUGUUAAGAGAUAAAAUGUUCAUAAUUUCAUUCUCUACAAAAACUGUCUCUUCAGUUUUUUUGAAAACCCCAACCCGAACGGAGUUAUUUGAAAAAAUCCAAGAUGGCGACGAUUUUUUUUAACCUUCCCUCAAUAUGACCAAAUAGAAGAUUAUUGUCUAAAUAUUUCCGCUGAGAUUAGCUUGUUACUAAUUUGUUUUACCCUCACGUUACGUUUAUCGUACUACUAUACAUAUACAUAGCGUUUUACAAUAAUUUCCGUUACCCACACACAACAAAAAUCAUUUUAUUAUUAUAGAGGUGUAUACAUUUUAAUUUUUUCAGAUGUUUAUUUUGUGUUUUUGUUUUUAUAAUAUCUAGAACAAAUUUCCAAUAGACGUAAAUAAUAAUUUAUUAUAUUUUUGUACAUGAGUAUAAGCACUAAACAAACAAAACAAAAAAUGGAAGUAUUCAGGGUUUGAUUGUCAAAAAUGAAUAGAGCGCUUAUUAUUAUUAAAAAAUAACGUAAAUUGUAAGUUUUUUUUUUUGUAUACAAAUUGUUUAUUGAUAAUAUUGACUUGAGGAGGCUUUUUUUGUUUUGAACAAAAAAAGCUAUAUACAGGGCGAACCAAACGAGUCCUAAUAAUGCUAAAAAAUAUUAAACGCUUAUAUAUAUUUGGCUCGCCCUGUAUAUGUUAAUCGAGUUGACCGACUGAAUGUUUUGUUUUUUCAAAGCCAAAUUAACUGGGAAAACUUACACCUCUCUUUUUUUUACUUGGAUAAAGAUUACACAAAGUUCUUGAUGAGAUGGCCGGUCGAUUACGCAAAAAAGGUUUUCACGUGUUUGCAUCAAAUGCUGGGUUGUGAAAUCGAUUGGCCAGAUAAGUAAAACCUAAAAUAAGAAUGCAAAAAAAAAAAAAAACGGAGGGUAGUACUCUCACUUAUUUUUUUUUUUUCGAGUGCCAAAUAUUGGCAUUUCAAAAGAAAAAGUGUAUAGCGAUUGUAUACAUGUAAAUAUUAAAAAUGUAAUUUUAUUCUAUGUUAAUAAUAACGAUGACAACAACUUAAUUUAUUCGGCUGUUUUUUUUU